UGCAGUGACACGCAAUGGGUGCUCCUCAACCAGGAAUCCUCAUCAAUCUUUUUCUCCAAGAGUAUUGACAACCCCUAAUACUAUGAGUUGCAGACCGCAGCAGCCUGACAAGCAUUGUUACUAACUUAGUAAUGCUUCGUACUAUGGCUGUCGCUGUUUUUCUGAAUCUCCAUUCCUCGACUGUGAUCAGCUUCACUGCUUCUCGGCGUUUCAAGGGGGAAAUGUCAAAGUUUCGCGUCGCUUCAGCGGAGCUGGCUCAAGCCACGAAGUGAAGCUCUCUGUGCUGUCUGCGUUGUGCGUCGCUGUCCAUUGACACUGUCAAUGACAGCGCUAAUUUCUGUCACGAUAAUAAGAUUGCGAUGUCCGUAAAUGAAUCGAAGCCAGCACCAACCAAGUAGUCACGUCACGCCAGAAGUCUAGCAUCUCACUUCAACUUGUAGCAUACAAAAACCAAGAUGUCACUGGCUUCUAUUAUGCUAUUGCUGGCGGAACUUACGACACACCUUAUAAAUAUAAAGCUAAAUGCAUAACAUAGUCAUGAGAGGUAAACUAGACGAGCAUCGAGCCAACCGAAGUGUAAGCAGCGUCGCCACCUUCGAUUAACUUCCGUACGACGGCUAGCCAUGGGCUGUGGUGAGCAUAAAGAGAAGUCCAAUGGGCUCUGGUAUGUGGGCGUGAUUCUGACAAUCGUCGGCUCGAUCUGCACCAACAUGGGUGUAAAUCUGCAGAAGUUCUCCUUCAUGCGUGAAGCCAAGGGCCGUAGUGUUGGCGACAAACGCGGCUACUUCCGUCAGCCGCUGUGGGUAAUUGGGCUGCUACUCGUGGUCGGCGGCAGCGUCCUAGACUUCGUGGCGCUGGGUUUCAUGCCGCAGUCGCUGGCUACACCUGUUGGUGGGUCGACUAUGGUUGCCAAUGUCGCCUUCGCGUCGCUGUUGCUCAAGGAGAAGUUCACCAAGUCUGAUGCUAUUGGCACCGCUCUCGUAUUACUUGGCAUCACCGUCGUCGCUAUAUUCGCUGAAAAGGAGAGCGCGUGUUAUACCGUCGACGAAUUGAUUGCACUCUACCGCGAGCCGCUCUUUGCAGUAUACGCUACAUUAAUGAGCGUUUCCUGCUUAUUACUCUUUCUACUAACGAGGAAGAUGGAACACACACUGAAGCAUAAAGGAAGGACCUCGCCUGAGUACACGCGUUUCCGCAAGCUUCAUCCGGUCAGCUACCCCGCGCUUUCUGGCAUUUUUGGUGCACAAUCUGUGUUGUUCGCCAAGUCGAUGGCGGAACUUAUGAAGACAACAAUCGAGGGGGACAACCAGUUCGUGACGUUCGGCCCCUACGCUAUCGCGUUCAGCAUGCUCACUUGUGUCUUCAUGCAGAUCCACUGGCUCGCUCACGGUCUGCAGAAAUUCGAUGCCGUCUUCGUCGUUCCAGUCUUCCAAUGUUUCUUCAUCUCCAUCUCCAUCUUUGGCGGUGGCGUGUACUUUAAAGAGUUCGCAAAGAUGACACCACUCGCGCUUGGUAUGUUCUCGCUCGGUGCUUUCAUCACAAUCAGUGGAGUGGUCAAGCUGGCGCAUCGGGACAUGCAGAAGCUCAGUCCGAUCAGGAGACUACGCGCAGCUACAAUGAUGUUGGUGUUUAUCCAUCGAAGUCAGAAAGCUCGCAAUCUUAAGGCUCAUUGGACUGAAAACCCCAGUCCGAGCGAGACAGCAGAAUUCUUCCAGCAACACAACGUGCCUCUCACAUGCGCAAAGAAGCAGCCAGUUUCUCCGCGGCAGCGUUCAAAAGCGUCGGUGCUACCCGUAGGUCCUGAGGGAGCGCCAGCAGUGACGUCGACAUCAUCAGUAACUCCAGCACCAACCCCACCAGUCGAAGGGAACGGGGUGAGCGAGUCAACGUCCGUAGGCAGGAGAGAAGCACGAGAAUCCCCAUCGUCGCCUAAAAAGUAACGCUUAAAGAC
Phytophthora nicotianae INRA-310 is the source of this 1951-nucleotide messenger RNA. RefSeq lists its product as hypothetical. Gene Ontology annotation, cellular component: membrane. Lineage: Eukaryota; Oomycota; Peronosporomycetes; Peronosporales; Peronosporaceae. The transcript has a single exon. Gene Ontology annotation, molecular function: magnesium ion transmembrane transporter activity. The coding region runs from base 624 to 1940 and encodes 438 amino acids. The record is from RefSeq and is a predicted model, not a curated record. Gene Ontology annotation, biological process: magnesium ion transport.